Peromyscus maniculatus bairdii (prairie deer mouse) is the source of this 1045-nucleotide messenger RNA. RefSeq names its product protein RoBo-1-like. The record is from RefSeq and is a predicted model, not a curated record. NCBI's taxonomy places the organism in Eukaryota, Metazoa, Chordata, Mammalia, Rodentia, Cricetidae.
UGUCACUACCACAGUGGCCUCGGGUUGCUGUUCAUAGCAACAGAGCGAGCUCACUUCUGACUGGCCUGCUGGGUAGAAUCCAGGCCACUGGCCACAGCCCAGCUGAGGUUAAUCAAGGUCUCAUCCCAGGCUCUGCAGUCUCUGCUGGUCUCUUGGCCUCACAUCUUCUUUGUGGGAUCCUUCCUUAUUGACAGCUCCUUCAGCUGGUCAGGAAUCCACCGUCCAGGAUUAGAAGGUUUAACAAUCUGAGCAGUGUUCGUGGGAGUCACCAUGUCCUGGUCCUCAGUUCUGAAGAGUCUCCUUGCUGUCUGCAUCUGCACUCACUUGUCUGUCAGCUCUGUGGAGAGUUAUGCUUGUGAUAACAGAAAAUGCUAUAAUGGGAGAUGCGAAUCUAAUCCAAAAUGUCAAUCCACUAAAGGCUGCUUCUUCCAUGUGCAGGAAUUAAAAGAACAAAAUAAUCCAUUCGGAAGCCUAAAGAUUAAGGACAUUAGCUGUUCUGAAGAUGAGUGUACUGAACUAGCAUUCUCAACAACACUGGGGGGCCAGCGGACGUUUAGCUACGACCACCAAUGCUGCUACACCGAGCAGUGCAACACGAUGUCCAAACGUGAUGAUCCUUUUCCAUCUUCCAAACCCCAACCCAAUGGUGUGGAAUGUCCUGCCUGCUACAGUGAGGACGGGAAGUGUGAGCCGGUUCCCCUGAAGUGCACAGGGUUAGAGACGAAGUGCGUUGUGGUUUUUGGUACAGCUUUGAUUAAGGGCCCUGUAUGCUCUAUUAUCCGUGGAAUGGGCUGCGCAACCGAAACUGCCUGCGGCUUGCAGAAUUUGACCAUCCUGGAAAACGCGAAAAUCGAAACCUUCUGCUCCAGUGAGAGUCCCCCUCUCAGGUCCUUCUCAUCUGCCCUGACUUGUCUCUUCCUAAUCAAAGCCUUGCUUUGAUCCCUUGGGGACUGUCACUCCCAUGAUCCUCCCUCACAUUCAGACACAUCAACCACCUUUCAUGACUCCUUUACCCAGCAGGGGAGAAAUAAAAACCACUGACUGU